Dromaius novaehollandiae (emu) is the source of this 2224-nucleotide messenger RNA. It is a transcript of the gene OTC, whose product is annotated as ornithine transcarbamylase. The coding region runs from base 30 to 1094 and encodes 354 amino acids. Gene Ontology annotation, molecular function: ornithine carbamoyltransferase activity; amino acid binding. The record is from RefSeq and is a predicted model, not a curated record. Gene Ontology annotation, cellular component: mitochondrion. Gene Ontology annotation, biological process: L-citrulline biosynthetic process. The transcript has 10 exons. NCBI's taxonomy places the organism in Eukaryota, Metazoa, Chordata, Aves, Casuariiformes, Dromaiidae.
GACUAAGAGAAAUCUAAUGCGAAAGGAAGAUGCUUUUUCAUUUGAGGAACUUCUUCAGUAUUACAAAUUUAUCAAAGAACAGCAAGCAUCUGGUGCGACAUUUUUGGUGUGGGCAACCAGCUCAAAUGAAUGUUCGCCUGAAAGGCCGUGACCUCCUCACUCUACAGAAUUACACAGCAGAUGAACUCAAGUAUUUGCUAUGGAUGGCCUCAGAUUUGAAACAAAGAAUAAAGCGCAAAGGAGAGUAUUUGCCUUUGAUGCAAGGAAAAUCUUUAGCCAUGAUUUUUGAGAAGAGAAGCACAAGAACAAGAUUAUCCACAGAAACAGGAUUUGCUCUCCUUGGAGGACAUUCUUGCUUCCUUACAACACAGGAUAUACACCUGGGCUCUAAUGAGAGUCUCACAGACACAGCAAGGGUGCUGUCCAGCAUGACAAAUGCAAUCCUGGCUCGAGUUUAUAAGCAUACCGAUCUGGACCUAUUGACAAAAGAAGCUACAAUCCCAAUAAUCAAUGGGUUGUCUGACUCAUACCAUCCUCUCCAGAUUCUGGCUGAUUACCUUACUCUUCAGGAGCACUAUGGUGGUCUGAACGGGCUCACAGUCACCUGGAUCGGGGAUGGAAACAAUGUCCUCAACUCCAUCAUGAUGAGUGCUGCAAAGCUGGGAAUGCAUCUCCAUAUCGCAACUCCCAAAGGCUUUGAACCAGACAUCAGAAUAACUAAAAUAACUGAACAGUACUCCAAAGAGUAUGGUACCAGGUUACUUCUCACAACAGAUCCUUUGGAAGCUGCAGAUGGUGCCAAUGUCUUAGUUACAGAUACAUGGAUAAGCAUGGGACAAGAAGAAGAAAAGAAAGAAAGACUAAAGGCAUUUCAAGGUUAUCAGGUUACAAUGCAGACUGCAAAAUCUGCUGCUUCCAACUGGACAUUUUUACACUGCUUACCCAGAAAACCAGAAGAAGUUGAUGAUGACGUAUUUUAUUCUCCACAAUCAUUGGUUUUCCAGGAGGCUGAAAACAGAAAAUGGACAAUUAUGGCUGUCCUGGUUUCCCUGCUGACAGAUUACUCACCACAGCUACAAAAGCCUACAUUUUGAUGCUUGGAAUCCUGCCAAGAGAAAAUAUUCCUCGUCGGCAGAAUAUUCUUGUCCACAAAUACAUAGAUCUUCUUCAGAAAAGAUCAAGGCAAUGAAUGAUUCCUUAAUAAAACUGUGUGGUUGCCUCCAUGGAACUGUACAAUAUUGCAUUAUAUUUGUGAAAAUUUUUGAGACAAUAAACACCAUUGCAAAAGCUGCUUUUUAUCUAGAUGCUCUAAGUUAUAUAUAGUUUCUAGCAAUCAGCAUCUCUGAAAGUUUUUCAAGGUUAUACUUUAAUGAUUCACUCUACAAGUAUCAUCGACAUAUCAUAGUCUAAGAUAGCUGUGUUAGCACUAAUGUAGAGUAACAUGACAAACUUAGACCUCUCCCUAAACCCAUCUGCUUAAUUGCUGAUCCUGGGCAGUGUGUACAGGGAACCAAUGCUUUCCUGUUUGUCUUGAGUUCCCAUGGCUGUCCUCCAGCCCUCUACAAAACCCCCCUUCUGUUUGACACUGAAAAUGUAGGGCUCUUGUCAGCAUUAUCAUCCUCAGUGCUGUUCCUGUGGGCUGGCACUGGAGGAUGUUGCUGCAGUGCUGGAAUAAAGCAGCUUCUGCAGAGCUGGAUGCGGCAGAGAGAGACGACUGGGAGGAAUCGAUUCGUUCUUCGCCCAUCUCCCUCUGACCUUCACUCCCUAAAAAGAAUCUUGGCUAAAGAAGCAAGUUUUCUAUUUCUAUUUCUCUAAGCAAACAUGAGGGACAUCAUGUAAGAGGACGGGAUACAGCUCCUUUAUAGAAGGAAUUUGCUGCAUUGCAUCCACCACUAUAAUAUUGCGCACAUUUCAGCUAAUCCUCUGAGUAGUAAACAGGUUCAUGACAACUGUAGUGUUAAUGAUGGCUGGAUGUGUGUGCUCAGUAUUUUAGGUAAAACUUUGUAUACUGUUUAAAAAACACCUCUUUGUUGUUGUUAAUUAGUUUCAAGAAUGUGUUGAUUCUUUUUCACUGUAAUACUUGAACAAUAUUUGUGACUUUUUAAAAUACUGUAAAUUGUUUUCCCUUUUCUGACCAGCUGCAAAACAUUAUUUAAUUCAUGUCAAAAUUGGAAUUCACUGCUGGGCCACACAUGUCACUGAAACAAAAAUAAAAAAGCAUUUG